This is a messenger RNA of Plasmodium gonderi, 915 nucleotides long. RefSeq names its product variable surface protein. The transcript has 3 exons. Bases 1 to 915 code for a protein of 304 amino acids. The record is from RefSeq and is a predicted model, not a curated record. NCBI's taxonomy places the organism in Eukaryota, Apicomplexa, Aconoidasida, Haemosporida, Plasmodiidae.
AUGUCUUCGAUCAUUGGAGAUAGAAUUUACAAAUAUGUAACUAUAUUUGACGAACACAAGGAGAAGUUGGAACGUAAUAAGGAAGAAGCACGCCGUUAUGCAGAACACGAUUGUUAUGAAUUUAUAAAUGAAUAUAAUAGCAUUCAUUUAAUGUCGGAUGACAUAUGUUUCAAAACUCAGGCUUAUUUAUAUAAAUCUGAUUCAUCAUUAAAACAAGACGAAAAAGAUUUAGGAUGUAUUUACGCAUAUUUUUUUCUAUAUAGUGAGGUUUAUAAGAAUGUAUAUAAUAGUGAAAUUAUAAAUGUCUAUAAUAAAUUGAUUGAUCCAUUUUUUACUGAAAAUAGUUAUAUAUGCAAUUAUUAUGUUAAUAAUAUUAAUGAAGAUAUAUUGAAUAAACUUCAGGACAUCUAUGAUAUGAAUAAAAUUAUAAACAAUAUUAAAACACAAAAUUAUUCAUCCUGCAAUAAUUCGCGGUGCAAUUGUGCAGAGAAAUGGGCAAUUAUAUAUAAUCGCUACAAGAAUACAUGUGAAUCCAACAAUAACUUAGAUUUUUGUAUAACAAUAAAUAAAAUUAGAAGUGAACUGAUGGAAAAGGAAUUAUAUGAAACAUGUGAUACUUUUAAGUCACUAAUGUUGACUUCUGUUCAACAUAAAUAUGAAAUGAUAUCAUCAAUCCAAACAAAUAAUAAAGGAAUUACUGUUGUAAUUCCAAUUGUUGUCAUAACACUAAUAUAUAUUUUUUUAUUAAAUCUGUAUAAAUUCACCCCAUAUGGCACGCUGAUGUUGAAUUAUAUAAAAAGAAAUGGAAAUGUAUGUAAUUAUACUGACGAAGAAUGGAAUAAACUUGCUCCUUCUCAUACAUCCAAAGGUAUUUUAUGGAAUAGCAGAUAUAAUAUAUUAUAUAAUUCUGUCUAA